Bacillus rossius redtenbacheri is the source of this 2022-nucleotide messenger RNA. RefSeq lists its product as uncharacterized. Bases 1 to 2022 code for a protein of 673 amino acids. Lineage: Eukaryota; Metazoa; Arthropoda; Insecta; Phasmatodea; Bacillidae. The transcript has a single exon. The record is from RefSeq and is a predicted model, not a curated record.
AUGUUGACUCCGGCUCGUGGGUGUAGAAGAGAUGGCCGCUGCGACACAGCACCUCCCGAGACAGUGGAGGGCGGGAGUGUCGCCUGGCCGUGCUCUGGCAACUGGAGAGCAGGCAUCGCGGCGGAGGGCGGGAGUGUCGCCUGGCCGUGCUCUGGCAACUGGAGAGCAGGCAUCGCGGCGGAGGGCGGGAGUGUCGCCUGGCCGUGCUCUGGCAACUGGAGAGCAGGCAUCGCGGCGGAGGGCGGGAGUGUCGCCUGGCCGUGCUCUGGCAACUGGAGAGCAGGCAUCGCGGCGGAGGGCGGGAGUGUCGCCUGGCCGUGCUCUGGCAACUGGAGAGCAGGCAUCGCGGCGGAGGGCGGGAGUGUCGCCUGGCCGUGCUCUGGCAACUGGAGAGCAGGCAUCGCGGCGGAGGGCGGGAGUGUCGCCUGGCCGUGCUCUGGCAACUGGAGAGCAGGCAUCGCGGCGGAGGGCGGGAGUGUCGCCUGGCCGUGCUCUGGCAACUGGAGAGCAGGCAUCGCGGCGGAGGGCGGGAGUGUCGCCUGGCCGUGCUCUGGCAACUGGAGAGCAGGCAUCGCGGCAGAGGGCGGGAGUGUCGCCUGGCCGUGCUCUGGCAACUGGAGAGCAGGCAUCGCGGCGGAGGGCGGGAGUGUCGCCUGGCCGUGCUCUGGCAACUGGAGAGCAGGCAUCGCGGCGGAGGGCGGGAGUGUCGCCUGGCCGUGCUCUGGCAACUGGAGAGCAGGCAUCGCGGCGGAGGGCGGGAGUGUCGCCUGGCCGUGCUCUGGCAACUGGAGAGCAGGCAUCGCGGCGGAGGGCGGGAGUGUCGCCUGGCCGUGCUCUGGCAACUGGAGAGCAGGCAUCGCGGCGGAGGGCGGGAGUGUCGCCUGGCCGUGCUCUGGCAACUGGAGAGCAGGCAUCGCGGCGGAGGGCGGGAGUGUCGCCUGGCCGUGCUCUGGCAACUGGAGAGCAGGCAUCGCGGCGGAGGGCGGGAGUGUCGCCUGGCCGUGCUCUGGCAACUGGAGAGCAGGCAUCGCGGCAGAGGGCGGGAGUGUCGCCUGGCCGUGCUCUGGCAACUGGAGAGCAGGCAUCGCGGCGGAGGGCGGGAGUGUCGCCUGGCCGUGCUCUGGCAACUGGAGAGCAGGCAUCGCGGCGGAGGGCGGGAGUGUCGCCUGGCCGUGCUCUGGCAACUGGAGAGCAGGCAUCGCGGCGGAGGGCGGGAGUGUCGCCUGGCCGUGCUCUGGCAACUGGAGAGCAGGCAUCGCGGCGGAGGGCGGGAGUGUCGCCUGGCCGUGCUCUGGCAACUGGAGAGCAGGCAUCGCGGCGGAGGGCGGGAGUGUCGCCUGGCCGUGCUCUGGCAACUGGAGAGCAGGCAUCGCGGCGGAGGGCGGGAGUGUCGCCUGGCCGUGCUCUGGCAACUGGAGAGCAGGCAUCGCGGCGGAGGGCGGGAGUGUCGCCUGGCCGUGCUCUGGCAACUGGAGAGCAGGCAUCGCGGCAGAGGGCGGGAGUGUCGCCUGGCCGUGCUCUGGCAACUGGAGAGCAGGCAUCGCGGCGGAGGGCGGGAGUGUCGCCUGGCCGUGCUCUGGCAACUGGAGAGCAGGCAUCGCGGCGGAGGGCGGGAGUGUCGCCUGGCCGUGCUCUGGCAACUGGAGAGCAGGCAUCGCGGCGGAGGGCGGGAGUGUCGCCUGGCCGUGCUCUGGCAACUGGAGAGCAGGCAUCGCUGCGGAGGGCGGGAUUGUCGCCUGGCCGUGCUCUGGCAACUGGAGAGCAGGCAUAGCGGCGGAGGGCGGGAGUGUCGCCUGGCCGUGCUCUGGCAACUGGAGAGCAGGCAUCGCGGAAGAGGGCGGGAGUGUCGCCUGGCCGUGCUCUGGCAACUGGAGAGCAGGCAUCGCGGCGGAGGGCGGGAGUGUCGCCUGGCCGUUCUCUGGCAACUGGAGAGCAGGCAUCGCGGCGGAGGGCGGGAGUGUCGCCUGGCCGUGCUCUGGCAACUGGAGAGCAGGCAUCGCGGCGGAGGGCGGGUUGUCGUGA